AUGGAGCACGGUGCAGCACCAGAAUCAAGAUAUGGUUGGACGAGGGUGGAGCCUCGACAGUGUGCGAAAACCUUGCCACAUACUUGCCCGUUGGCCCCGCAAUUGCUCAAGGAUAGGUAUUUGCGGUCUUGGUGGCUUGCUUUCGUUGGGCGCUAUCCCACAGGACAGUCCAGCGAAGAGCUUUCAAUUCCCACACUUGUGCCCAAGUCGGACAUAGCGGGCUGCUGUCGCCGGGAGCUAGUCCACAGGACUGGACGGCAAACAAGACUGUCUGCUCAUGGCUCCGAGGACAACGAAUUGAGGGACACAAACGGCGGUGAUCGGCGACAGAUGGUUGAUGGCAAUCAGCAGAGACCUUUGGUGGUGGACACCUCGUGA
Ostreobium quekettii is the source of this 378-nucleotide messenger RNA. The record is from the annotation of a GenBank genome assembly. Lineage: Eukaryota; Viridiplantae; Chlorophyta; Ulvophyceae; Bryopsidales; Ostreobiaceae.